AUGGAUUUUUACAAAGAUGAAUUAUUAGAAACAUGCUUCAGAGAUGUCUUUCAGAGUGAAAAAGAAGGAAGAAUAAAGAUAGAUGAGUUCACUGAACUUGAAGAAAUCUUAAAUACUAUUAGAGAAAGAUUCAAAGUCGACGAUCCUCCAAAUAUUCUGAUUGAAAUGCAAAGAUUAGAAAACUACAUUGAAAAAUACAAGUUUGAAAUCAAUGAAAUCAUUAUCAAUUACAAUUUAAUUCAGAUUUUAAUUGCAACAACCGUAAUAGCAGAUUAUGAUCCUGAACAAGAUCCAACCAGACAUCAGAUUGCAUUAUCUUCAUUUAGAGUUGUAGAAAUGCUAUUUUACAAGAAAAAAUACGGAUUUAUUCUUUAUUUCGUCGAAAAAAAUUAUAUUUCAAUCAUUAUCGAAAAUCUGACUCAUCUUGAUCCAGAGAGGUUAAUUUUGGCUCUUAAAGCUUUAAAUUUAAUGAUUUACAACUAUCCAUUUUAUAAAUCCGAAGUUUUGAAGAACGAUGCGAUACCAAUACUAGUUGAUUUAGUAGUUACAGCACACGAUGAUACUUCUAUGAUGUUAACUUUAUGGCUUUUGUUCAAUUGUACGAUAGAAGGAGCAGGUCCUCAUUUAUCUGAAAUAAUUAGUGCAUUAGAGUACUUGGCUUCACUUCAGAUGCCACAAAUUACACAGUUUUUGUUUUAUAUUUCAUCAAAUAUAUGUAUUUCAAGGCCAGUUGCAGUUGCAUUUGCAAAUUUACCUUAUUUUAAUAAACUCAUUAACAAAGCGAUGAUAUGUGAUAACAUUGAUCUUAAAUCAGCAUCGUACGUGCUCAUUACUCAUAUUUUAACAUGGUAUUACGAAGAUGCUUCUGAAAAUGACCCAACACCGCGAUUUAACUACAAAUCAAUAGUUAGAAAUAUCACUAGAGAUGUUGAAGAAGAAGUUGCUGAAGAAUCUAUUGAAACAAUCGCUAAUAUUAUUCGAUAUGGAGAUAUCGGAUUAAUUUUGCUUUCAGAAAACUUAAUUGAGAGGCUAGAUGAUGUUUAUGAAGAUGUUGAAGUUAAUUUUAAGACAUCUUGCGCAUUAAUUCACUCUGUUAUUUUACAUAAAGGAAAUGAUGAAAUUUUUCAGGCUCAAUUUGAACACAACGCUCUUAAAAUGAUGGUAUAUGCUCUUGAAGGUAAUAAUCAAGAGGCAAACAAUAAAAUUUUAGGAGCUUUGAUAAUAUUUUUUGAUUUUCUCAGCAGAACUAAUCAACUUGAUGCUGCUGAAGAACAGAUGAACGAGAUUGAUGGAUUUGAUACUCUCCUAGAACAUGGAGACUCUGAAAAUCCUUCAUUAUCUUCAAAAGCAAACGCAAUUUUGAUGCUUUUCGAAGAAAAUAAAGAAUAA
Trichomonas vaginalis G3 is the source of this 1389-nucleotide messenger RNA. RefSeq names its product armadillo (ARM) repeat-containing protein family. NCBI's taxonomy places the organism in Eukaryota, Parabasalia, Trichomonadida, Trichomonadidae. Bases 1 to 1389 code for a protein of 462 amino acids. The transcript has a single exon. The record is from RefSeq and is a predicted model, not a curated record.